UAUAGCUCUUUCACCUAUGAUUCUCACUAAUCUUUUAAUAUCAGAGAAUAAAGAAUUCUGAUGGGAUAAUAAGCAUACAUUGCCAUUUCUCGACGAUUUGAUUUUAAUUUUGUUCCAAAGAUUUUCCUGUGAGACAGAUCUGAUAAUUCGGUGAUCAUGUGAUUGAUAAUCUUUGUGUAGCUGGUCAAAGAUUCAUAAUUAUACCCUUUUGUUGCACCCAUUUUAAUGACAGAAAAGAAAACUAUUGAAUUCAGUUUCAUUUCUUCUUAAUGGGACCUAUGAGAUCAUUCAGUGCACAAAGGGAACUGACAGCUGUUUUGAAAUGUGUAACAGGAGGAAAACCUCAUAGUUGCACUAAGCAACAAUGGUUACAAGAGGGUGGAAAAUCAGAUGGACGAAAGAGUAAUUGAGAAUGGAAAUCCUGGACUGUGAUAUCUGCUUCCAUGGCUUUGACGAGAGGGAGCGACUUCCCCGCACCUUGCCAUGUGGACAUAGCUUCUGCCAUAUUUGUAUUAAUAAAAGCCUGAGGGAUGGGCCACUUAUUUGUCCGUCUUGCAGAAGGAGUCACGCAAUCAGAAAUGCCUGUGAAGCUUCAGUUAAUUACAAGCUGCUUAAAGUAGCAGAAUCAUUACGAGCAAGCAGAGAAACGCUGCCAACAACCUCUCAUGGGAAGCCUUCUCCAAUUAAGAAUCAAUCCUUGUCACUGGAACCCAAGCUCCAUGCUGGCAUCUGUGACGAGCAUGGAUCGUUCAGACUUUUUUGGUGUGGCAAAUGUGAGGUUUGGAUAUGUCGCGAUUGCACCGUUGUGGAUCACCCUCCCGGCUUAUGUCCUGCUUUAUCUGUGAAAGAUGCACUGGAUAGCAUGAAAGAGGGAGAAAAGAAACAAAUGAAGGCGUCUGAAAAAUUAAGAAAAGAUUACAUUAACCAUCUUCAAGACUAUCAAAUCAAAUUAAGCUCCUGCAAUGCAAAGAUGGAUGAGCAAAUAGAAGCUUUUCGGGAAAUUCUUCACAGCAAAACUGUUUUGAAAACGAUGAUUAAAACGGAACAAGAUCAGAUCCAGUCUUCCUUGUCUGAAGUAAGUCAAUUGGAAAUGAAAAUGUCAGACCUUCACGUAGUAUUGCAGAAAAGUGAGACCGUCGAGGAUACAACAGAUGCCUGUCGCUCAGGUCAGAGCUGUCGAAAAGAGCUUGAAAAUUGGAUCCAAUCAACCAGAGCAAAAACCAACGACUUCACUACUCUCCAGUUAUGUGACGAGCAAUACAGUAAACACAGCCAAAAUCUGCAGAUGACCAAAUACUGGCACACUAAGUUUUUCUCACCAGCAGUGUCUGCCCUGCUCAGUUAUAUGAAAUCAAAGGUUUCCGUUGAUCACUUGACCAAGAAUGACCUGAAAAUCCUGACUAGCCUCGCCCCAGUAUGGGCAGUUCAGUCCAAGUCCAAAUCUGCCCCCAUAACACAAAGUGACGAAAACCUGCUAUUGCAUGCACUGAAACUGCAGUCACCACCACAGGACGCUGUUAUUUUACCCUAUGACGAAAUUGUGGCUCUAGAGAAGCAAUGUCCUCAGGUGUUCUUGGACUUGUCUUGGAGAGGAGUUAAGAGAGGAACAACUUACAUCCAGAUGAAAGAUCUGUCCCCAGCCAGUGAAGCAUCAGGAAAGAAAGCGUUCUUUCGACUCUGCACAGGAGAAGGAGACAAGUCUUUCGUUGGCUCAAACAUGACACAAGUACUGGAAAAUAACUUGCUAGAUGGAAGAGAACGACUAUGUUGGAAAGGCGACGGUCGUGGAGUAAACGUACAAGGAAUGUCUUUGAAGGAAAUUAAUAUUACUCCAGGUCUUGUGACGUGUUCACGGUCAGGCAACUCUCUGCAAUUCUCUGUGUGGUACAAGUCGUCAUUGAAUCUUAAGUUGGACCCUUAUUCCUCCAUCACAUUUAAUCAGUUUCCAAGAGACCCAUAUUCUUCCACGACAUUUCACAAUACUGUACACGAUCCUUAUUCCUUCCCAACAAUUUCUCAGGCUGGUGUGGAUCCUUAUUCUUCAGGAACAUGUCAUCUGCAGGACAAAUUUGAGACUCUGGGAGUGGUAACCAAAAAUCCUCAUAUUAUUGGAAAAUGCAGCAAAACACCUCAUUCUAACGUAGUGACUAUAAUGGACUGUGGGCUUUUGUUAUAAAAAGCAACUAAAAUAACAGAAGCUGCUCACCAGUCUGCAAAAGCAAGUCAUCCAUGGAUAACAGUUUUCUCUCUAAUUGUAUUUGGGCUGUACACAAACUGAGAAUGAGAACUGGCUAGAGUGAUAAGAAAAAAUACCAAAUUUCUGAAUUUAACUAAGACAAAGACAUUUGGCAAUGUGACAGUCCUCCUAAAAGUUUGUAAAGAACCAACUGAGAUGCACAAACACAAUCUUUCAAAGUAUUCAAUUUGCUCAAUAACCUUAAAAUUUGAAUCUAUAGUAUAUAGUCGACCGCCGCUUAUUUACGGUUCUGGAUUAACGGCUCCACCUAUUUGCGGAUUUUUAUGUGGAACGUAUAUAUCCACACUCUCAACGGAAAAAUUACCUAUUCACGGAAUUUUUCAUAGAGAAAUUUCACUAAUUUACACUGUAUUUUCAUAUAAUUUUAUGACUAAAUACAUUUGUUUUUUCGUGAUAAAACUAUUAAAAUGUUCAGGUAUGUACAUAUAAGCAUUCUUAAGUUUUUUUUUUUUUUUUUUUUU
This is a messenger RNA of Macrobrachium nipponense, 2718 nucleotides long. RefSeq lists its product as uncharacterized. Bases 413 to 2176 code for a protein of 587 amino acids. The transcript is spliced from 5 exons. The record is from RefSeq and is a predicted model, not a curated record. NCBI's taxonomy places the organism in Eukaryota, Metazoa, Arthropoda, Malacostraca, Decapoda, Palaemonidae.